Messenger RNA from Monomorium pharaonis (pharaoh ant), 1119 nucleotides. Its product is annotated as venom allergen 2-like. Lineage: Eukaryota; Metazoa; Arthropoda; Insecta; Hymenoptera; Formicidae. The transcript is spliced from 6 exons. The record is from RefSeq and is a predicted model, not a curated record. Bases 255 to 734 code for a protein of 159 amino acids.
UGUACGAAUCAGUAUUGCUUCAGCUUUUGUAGAAGCAAACUGUGUUUUAUAUUAAUCUCUUGUUGAUACAUACCAUCAAUAACAAUAUAGUAGAUACAUGCCACCAAUAACAAUAAAACAAAGAUUGACGAUUAAACACUAUUAAGUAUUAUUGGUCCCCAGAACAAAUAUAUUGCUGAGGUUAUCUCGAUACAUUCUGUAAAAGAAGAAUACUUUUUAUAUUCUUAGAAUUAGAAUAUAUAAAGAAGAACAUAAUGAAGGCUUUCGUACUUGCUACGUGUUUGCUAAUCAUGAUCGUUUAUGCAGCUGAUGCUCAACUAGUGGAAAGACUUCCUGAAGCCUUAACAAAAUGUCCAUCAGUAGUGACACAGUGUGCACCUAACCCAAGCACUCUCUUAACAUGUUAUGAUACUUGGUAUUGUUUACUUAAAGUGUUAGGCGUAGUUGAUGAAAAUGAUGUACUGAUGGAUAAAAGGGCUCUUGAAUUUUGUGAAUUUCUAAUCACUGAUCCUAAAGAAACGGCUCAUUGCGAGAAGGUAGCCAGUCAGUGCUUUGAGAAAGGAAAUCAAAUAUCAGGAUCCGACAGCGAGAAAACCCGAGUUAAACUGACAUGUACAGUUAACAGUGGUCUACCAAGCCUUGUACUUAGUAUACCAAACCUUACAAAUAUACCAGGUCUUAUAGAUGCAGUAGGCAAUCUAAAUCUACCAAAUCGUAUAGAGGAGAUAUUAUAAAAGAAAAUGCAUAAUGAUUUGUUGAAGAUAUCAAUGCAGUUGAUAAUCAUUAUUUUAUGCCAAUUUAAAAUGUGAAAUAAUUCGGUUUUUGUUAUAGUUCUAUAUUAUGUUUAUAAUUAGCACUUAAAAUCAAUAUGUCAAAAAUAAAAUAUAAUGCACAACGUUAUCUACUAUUUUACAGAUUAUUUUCAUAAAAUUCUAAUUUUUAUAUUAUUUGACAAUCGCAGCAACAUUUAACUGAUACACAAUCUAACUGACAAAUUCAACAUCACACAGUAUCUUAUUUAUCUCAUCAACACCUGUAUAAAAUUGAUCUGAGAGUAACAUAUCUCAGUCAUAAUAUUAAGUGUUUAAUACAUCUGUAAUAAAAGCAAAGUACAAUUGA